Dothidotthia symphoricarpi CBS 119687 is the source of this 1104-nucleotide messenger RNA. Its product is annotated as GroES-like protein. Gene Ontology annotation, biological process: D-sorbitol catabolic process. The transcript is spliced from 2 exons. NCBI's taxonomy places the organism in Eukaryota, Fungi, Ascomycota, Dothideomycetes, Pleosporales, Dothidotthiaceae. The annotation marks the transcript as partial. The record is from RefSeq and is a predicted model, not a curated record. Gene Ontology annotation, molecular function: zinc ion binding; L-iditol 2-dehydrogenase (NAD+) activity.
GUUAAUCGUGCCUUGGUGCUGUCACCAUCUCUCGAGUUUAGUUACGAGGAGCGGACCAUCCCAACGUUCCGCACAUCCAGAGAUGUUAUCGUGAGGAUCAUAGCCACUGGGCUCUGCGGUUCCGAUAUCCACUAUUGGCAACAUGGUCGUAUCGGCAACUACAUCGUGGACUCUCCUAUCGUCCUAGGUCACGAAUCUGCAGGCAUCGUGGAGGCAUGCGGGCCUGAUGUGAAGAACUUGUCCGUUGGGGACCGCGUUGCGCUCGAGCCUGGCAUAUCUUGCAACACAUGCGAAGCGUGUAGGAGUGGCCGAUACAAUCUCUGCGAGUCAAUGCGAUUCGCUGCUACUCCACCCUACGACGGUACACUGUCGACUGUGUACUGUGUCCCCGAAGAAUGCUGUUUCAAGCUCCCGUCGCACGUAUCGUAUAAGGAAGGCGCGUUGGUGGAGCCUUUGAGCAUUGCAAUACACGUCUGCAAACUUGCUGGUGACCUCCAAGGCAAAUCCAUCAUUGUCUUCGGCGCCGGCCCGAUAGGAUUGUUGUGCUGUGCCGUAGCACACGCAUUUGGCGCAACUACAAUAGUGGCUGUGGAUGUCGUAGAUGCUCGGUUAGAUUUCGCGAGAACAUACGGCGCCACCUCAACGUACAAGAUGGGCUUACAGUCGCCGGAACACAACGCCGAGGCCAUGCUUGCCAGUACAGGGCUGGAGAGAGGAGGAGACGUUGUAAUCGAUGCUACUGGAGCACAACCUUGCAUCAAUAGUGGUGUGUGCGCUUUGAAACGCGGUGGGAUCUUUGUACAAGCUGGACUUGGUUCUCCAACUAUCGCAUUUCCAAUCGGUCAGAUUUGUGAUAAGGAAGCUACGCUGAAGGGCAGCUUUCGGUAUGGACCAGGCGACUACAAACUCGCGAUUGACCUACUGCGAUCUCGGCGGAUCUGCCUCAAGAGUCUCAUUUCGCACGAAUAUACGUUCGCGGAGGCGAAAGAAGCCUUUAUCAACGUCUCAAACAAGAACGGUAUAAAGACGGUUAUAUAUGGGCCUGGCGUUGAUGUCGUUCUGGCAAAUAGUACCGAAGAAGUUGUGGACACUCAUAUACCAUAA